This is a messenger RNA of Dendrobium catenatum, 1494 nucleotides long. RefSeq names its product monodehydroascorbate reductase 3, cytosolic. The transcript has 10 exons. Bases 111 to 1418 code for a protein of 435 amino acids. Gene Ontology annotation, cellular component: cytoplasm. The record is from RefSeq and is a predicted model, not a curated record. Gene Ontology annotation, molecular function: oxidoreductase activity, acting on NAD(P)H; flavin adenine dinucleotide binding. Lineage: Eukaryota; Viridiplantae; Streptophyta; Magnoliopsida; Asparagales; Orchidaceae.
UAUCAGUUAACCUUGGCUUUUACCUUCCGCGUUACAUACCGCAGAAUCAAAGCUUCUUCGCGCUUCUCUUUCCCUUUUGCUGUGAGGACUUCUUCUGCUUUCAUCGAUCAAUGGCAGGGAUCCACUACAAGUAUUUGAUCCUCGGAGGAGGAGUAGCAGCGGGAUAUGCUGCUAGGGAGUUUGCAAAGCUUGGUCUCAGUUCGGGAAAGCUAGCGAUCAUUUCUAAAGAGGGGGUAGCUCCUUAUGAGAGACCGGCACUUAGCAAGGCAUACCUUUUCCCUCAAGGAGCUGCAAGAUUGCCUGGCUUUCAUGUUUGUGUCGGGAGUGGUGGAGAGAGACUACUUCCAGAAUGGUAUUCUGAAAAAGGUAUAGAUCUGAUACUAAGCACUGAAAUUGUGAAAGCGGAACUUUCGGAGAAGACUCUUACUAGUGCAGCUGGUGCAACUUAUACUUUUGACAAUUUGGUCAUUGCUACUGGCUCAUCGGUCAUAAGGCUGACUGACUUUGGCGUUGAAGGGGCAAAUGCCAACAACAUAUUAUACUUGAGGGAGAUUGAUGAUGCUGAUAAGCUUGUGGAAGUAAUACAGAGCAAGAAGAAUGGGAAAGCUGUAAUUGUUGGAGGUGGAUACAUUGGUCUUGAACUUGGUGCGGCUCUUAAACUAAAUGAUCUAGAAGUCACGAUGGUGUACCCUGAGCCCUGGUGCAUGCCUAGGCUCUUCACUGCUGGAAUUGCUGCUUUUUACGAGGGUUAUUAUGCAAACAAGGGAAUUAAAAUAAUCAAGGGGACUGUGGCGGUUGGAUUUAACUCUGAUGCUAAUGGGGAUGUUACUGCGGUAAAACUGAAGGAUGGAAGAGUGCUAGAUGCUGAUAUUGUUGUUGUUGGUGUUGGUGGAAGACCUCUCACAACACUUUUCAAAGGUCAAGUUGAUGAAGAGAAAGGCGGAAUUAAGACGGAUGGCUUCUUCAAGACAAGUGUCCCUAAUGUUUAUGCUGUGGGUGAUGUUGCCACUUUUCCUCUGAAAUUAUACAACGAGUUGAGGAGAGUAGAGCAUGUUGAUCAUUCAAGAAAAUCUGCAGAGCAUGCUGUAAAGGCAAUAAAGGCAGCUGAAGAAGGCACAAAUAUUGAAGAAUAUGAUUACCUCCCAUACUUCUACUCUCGUGCAUUUGAUCUAUCGUGGCAAUUCUACGGUGACAACGUUGGAGACACGAUUCUUUUUGGUGAUAGCGAUCCAUCAUCUGCUAAGCCAAAAUUUGGCUCAUACUGGAUCAAAGAUGGGAAGGUUUUUGGUGCUUUCCUAGAAGGGGGAACGCCGGAGGAGAACAAGGCAAUUGCUAAGGUCGCGAAGCUCCAGCCACCUGUGGCAGACGUAGACCAGCUCAAGAAUGAAGGCCUUUCUUUCGCAACGAAGUUGGAGUGAUUAGGUGAGUCCCCAUUAGGCGACCUCCCUGCUGUUUGUAAUAAAAGCGUUUGAUAUGAUUUUAACUCUCUUUUUU